AGUACAAGAGGCUCAUUGGACAAGACGUUUUGCGUGUAAAUAAUCAUUGGAGAACACUUCAAGUAUACAGCUUGAUUAAAUACGUUAUAAAACCUGCUAAGUGAGAUUGUUUUUAAUGUUGGAAUGCUGAGCCCAUGUGUGAAGUAAGCCCUUGUUCAUUAGUGUUGCUAAGUGAGACUGUUGAGUUACUUUGAAUUACUGCGCGCAUGUGUGAAGUAAGUCCUGGCUCAGUGGUGUUUAGCUAGUCUGUCUUUCUUACCUCGUUACUGUGAUGUUCGAUUUUGUUUCGGAGAUAUGUCUUUCUAGUACGUCUUUCUAUUUGAAGUAUAUCUAUGUACCAUGAACGACAUAUUUAAUCAACCGUAUCCGUUAAAAUGUAACCAUUUUUUGUGUGAAAAUUCCCCCUUGUCUCACUCUGCGUAAGAUGUACACAAUUAAUGAUGACGUCAUUUGUUUUCUCUCCCCCAGAGUUCAACGGAUGAACACAUUUUUGAAGCCCUUGGACUUUGUAAUCUACACCGUGAUCGUUUAAAACACCAACUCAGAUAUCGUCACGCAGAAACCUUGUGUGAACAGAAUCUACAGACAAUUAAUAUCUUAAAUUCAAAUCAAUCAUCGAUCUACUGAAAUCUUAAAAAGACAUUACCUGCCCUGGAGUACCAGCAAGGAAAGCUUCUGAAUUAAAUAAAAGUUGACAUUUCACAGUCACCAUGACUUGCACAGUAUUUGCCAGCGGUCUCCUCGCCGCCGUGUGCCUCAUGGGUGCGGCUUGGUGCGCCACACUGCGGCCCGUGAUGGAGAGUGGUACGCUGAAGUGCAACCUACGAAACAGAGACCCGUGCGCCAAUUUCCCAGACUUGUGUUCUACAGUCGGCGGAAGUUGCGUUGUCAAAGUGAGUAAAUUAUUGUUUUUUGAUAUUGUAUUAUUGUAGGCGGACCUCAUGAUCUCAGAUAUAAACAAUUUUUUUUUUGAGUGUUGGACAAUUACAUCAUUUUAAGCUUCUUUAAGUUACAAAAAAAUUACAUACACGUCAAAAAGCACAGCAGGAUUUUAAUACAAGUUUUGUUGAGAUAAUGGACGAAUGACAUUUUUUUUCUCAUAAUUUAGGGCCCCCGAUCAAUUUAUUGAUCAUUUUGGCUCCUGGUUUGAAUUCAGAGUUAGCCUUCUCUUAGAUAAGUUGCCUCCCAAGGCUAACGAGUCCCAUCCACCCGGGGUGCUUGACUGGGCUUUGGCUGGAAUUGAACUCCAGACCACAACCAGUUUAGACCAUUCGGCCACCCAGCAAUAUUUACAAUUUAAAAGUUAAUUUAUCAAUAAAAAGAAAGAGUCAAACCCACAUCAAUGGUUGAAAAAACCAAGGUUGCGCUAACCACCAUUGACCUAACCACUACUGAAUUAGCCAGUGUGUAUGGAAAGACAAUGCUCUGUAUGGCAAGACACUGCGCUGUGUAUUGAAAGCUAGGCGAUGGAGAUAAUUUUGUGACCUUUUCAGAAAAUUUGAAGAAAAAAAAAGUUUAUUAUCAUUUUGUUAAAAUUGCAUUCUGCCUAAAUUUUCAAAUAAAUUCAAAAUUCUCAAUGGUUUUUAAAUAAUGUAACAUUUCUCAUGUUUGUGUAUUUUUACAGGGCCCAUGUCAAUACGAGUGUGUGUGCCCCACGAGCGGAAGACCUGGUGGCAACUGCUCGCCCAAGGCGGCGGCUGGCUCUGCGGUCGUCGCUGACAAAGUGACGGACUUGCGCCCGGCAGAAACCGAAAGUCUCUUGGUCUUCUCUCCGGGACUUUUCUGGGACCUGAACCACGUGGACAGUCGCGGGGAGCUCAUCAGGUCAAGCCAGCAGACGGCGCCGCCAGCAAAAACGUCGACGACGACUACCACAUUGAAAACGACGACGGCGUCAACCACAUCCACUACAACAAAACCGACAACCACAUCAAAUGCCGCUCAACCCAUGACGACCACAGCGUCUUCGCAACAGGUCACUACCGCCGAGGAUGGCCUCACCACUCUUGACACGGCCAACGCGUCUGCUGACAACGGCUCCGACGAUCAAAGAUUCACCACUGAAACCUCGGGCACGGAUGACGUCUCGCAACCCCAAGGGGACACCACUCUCUCCCUGAGCUCCGGAGACGUCACAACUUCCGACGCGGUUGACGUCGACAAUGCGUCCUCCCCCGCCUCCUCGCCGUCGUCUUCUCCUCUCAUCUCCAGCCUGUACCCCGCUCCCGCGGCGGUCAAGUCACGUGACAACACCGCGGCCGCCGCCAGCGGUUCUCCCGCCAGCGAGAUACACGACAUCCUGGAAAAAAUCAAAACCUCGUUUGAGCUCCUGACGUCACACAUACUCGCCAGUGAAAGCUCCAACGCCACCGCCAAAAGUCACGUCGUGUCGGACACGAGUGGACAACCUUCGCUACAGGCAACGGGUGUGGCACGCCCGGCGGACAAACUGUCUUCCAAAACUUCCGCAGACCAGGUACAAAGGGACACCACCAGCAGCCCAGUCCAUUCUAGCUUACACGCAGUCACAAAGUCAACAGUCAAAGUUUAAGUUUUUUUAUUUUAAAUGAAAUUAUGACGAGACACUCAUUCCAUUGAAUUGUUUAAUUUAUCUCCCUCAUGUUAACUUAUCUCCCAUGAAUAACAUGUUCUUAGUAAAAACAUGGAUAUGAUGGACCUGACAUUUUUUCAUCCAUCAAAUUGAAUCCACAUUGGAUAACAUCGAUACGAAUUUAUGAUUUUUUUUCGAAAUCGUGUUUCUCAUCAAUCAUCUAUAACUAUUUAGUGUUAAAACUAUUACAUGGAAAAUUGUGCUGAAACUAUGGGACGGCAAGUUGUGCUGGAACAAUGACAUGACAAGUGGUACUGGAACUAUGCCAUGACAAGUUGUGCUGAAACUAUGAAAUGGUAAGUUGUGCUGAAACUAUGAGAUGAUAACUUGUGCUGGAACCAUGAGAUGAUAACUUGUGCUGAAACUAUGAAAUGAUAAGUUGUGCUGAAACUAUGAGAUGAUAAGUUGUGCUGGAACAAUGAGAUAAGUUGUGCUGGAACAAUGAGAUGACAAGUUGUGCUGGAACUAUGACAAGUUGUGCUGAAACAUACUUCCAGCCAACAGUGGAGUUCUCAACUUACGUUGCUGAGUUUAUUGAGGCCUUGUGAUAGAGAAUGUACCCUUGCUAAAGAGCCUUGAUACACGGGCCCAGUGCGGGGGGGGGGGUGAGUGAUGGUCAACAUUUGACUAAUAGGAUCUGACCACAGAAAGAAAUCCCGGGCAAAGUUCAGUUGUGACCUCACCAUACAAUGCUAAAAGACAAAUUGGCUGAUCAAACACUCACCUACACUGCCAGUCAAACGCAAGACACGUGAUAUCUCUUCGUGACUACCCACAGCAUUGCGAACCUUUCUUUGUCUGAGAUGUUGGUCCACAAGGAAGUCGGGAGCUGUAAAUAUAUAGUUGCUGUGAACGUAAUUAACAAACAUUUAUGCAUUGAUCUUUAUCGUAACUGUUAUCACGUCUUAUCAUGUGCAAUCUCAAACUACAAAUGAUACAAGAAUAAAUCUACAAAUGAUAAAAGAAUAAAUGAUUUAUUAAUUGUGAUGGAAAAUUGAAAUAAACAAUAUUAUGUUAUCUUG
This is a messenger RNA of Lymnaea stagnalis (great pond snail), 3633 nucleotides long. Lineage: Eukaryota; Metazoa; Mollusca; Gastropoda; Lymnaeidae. The record is from the annotation of a GenBank genome assembly.